This is a messenger RNA of Melampsora larici-populina 98AG31, 1508 nucleotides long. RefSeq lists its product as uncharacterized. Bases 58 to 1005 code for a protein of 315 amino acids. Gene Ontology annotation, cellular component: septin ring; cell division site; microtubule cytoskeleton. Gene Ontology annotation, molecular function: GTPase activity; molecular adaptor activity; GTP binding. NCBI's taxonomy places the organism in Eukaryota, Fungi, Basidiomycota, Pucciniomycetes, Pucciniales, Melampsoraceae. The record is from RefSeq and is a predicted model, not a curated record. The transcript is spliced from 7 exons. Gene Ontology annotation, biological process: cytoskeleton-dependent cytokinesis.
CAACUGUAUCACAACAACUCAACCCUCGAUCCAGCUUUACUUCGAACGAUACAUAACAUGGCAGACGAUUCAGUUACAAGGCUUAAUUCAUACGUUGGAUUUGAUUCCAUCACUCGUCAAAUCGAACACAAGUUACUGAAACGUGGCUUUCAAUUCAAUGUGAUGGUCGUCGGUCAGACUGGACUUGGAAAAUCAACCCUGAUUAACACUAUCUUUGCUAGUCAUUUGAUCGACUCCAAGGGCCGAAUGGACACUGAAGAGGUCAUUCGACAAACUACAGAGAUCCAGGCCGUCAGCCAUAUUGUGGUGGAAAACAACGUGAAGCUACGCUUGAACAUUGUCGAUACACCUGGCUAUGGUGAUCUUGUAAACAACGACGGAUGCUGGGAGCCGAUCAUCAAGUAUAUUAAAGACCAACAUUCAGCUUACCUACGAAAAGAACUCACUGCUAUGCGAGACCGUUACAUUCAAGACACUCGUAUUCAUUGUUGUCUCUACUUCAUUUCACCGACUGGUCAUACUCUCAAGCCUAUCGACAUCAUUGUGAUGAAAAAAUUAAGCGAGGUGGUUAACGUCGUCCCAGUCAUUGCAAAGUCUGAUAGUUUGACAUUAGAAGAACGGGAAGCAUUCAAAGUCAGAAUACGCGAUGAACUUCAUUACCACAAUAUCCGAUUGUACCCAUUCGACAGCGAUGAUCACGAUACGGAAGAAAUGCAACUGAACGAAGCAAUUCGAAACAUGAUUCCAUUUGCUGUUGUUGGUUCAGAAAGAAAUGUGAUGGUUGACGGAAAACCAGUGAGAGGUCGAAAGAAUCGGUGGGGAGUGAUCAAUGUUGAAAAUGAGCAACACUGCGAGUUCAACUAUUUGAGGAAUUUCCUGACACGAACUCACUUGCAAGAUUUGAUUGAGACCACUGCUCAAAUUCAUUACGAAGCCUUUCGAAGCAAACAACUCUUGGCCCUCAAAGAAUCAAGCGCAAGUAAAGCACAACAGAAUGGGGCAUGAAAACCUAAGCACAUUAGUCAUUCCUUUUUUUUCGGUUGGUCUUUGAGCCUUUAGUAGUUUUAGUCCACCAAUCAAUAACGUCGUCAAUUUGUUUGAUGAGCAUCGUGCUUAUAUCCUAUCUUCUCGAUUUCUUUUAUUGUUUCUUCCGUUUUUGAUUUCUUUAUUUUAUCACAUCUUCUCUUUUUUUUGGUUUUUUGACCUUUUUUUAAGGUAUACUGUUUUUUCAAGUAUUAGUUUGUCAUGGAGCAUUACUAAUUCAUUUUGAAAAGUAGUUUUUCCUUUUUUCCUGAUUGAUUGAUUUGAUAAAAGAGCUAUGUUUAGUCUUUGUAGUAGUCAGAGGGGAUGAUUCUUUUUCUUUACUCUUACUACUACAUACUACAAACAAAACUUGAAGUUUAGAUGAAGACCACAACUUGUGGUGAUUUUGAUUUAUGUGAACAAUCACCUUAAUUUUUAUUGUGCCUUUUAUCAUUGAAUGCAACUGAUUUGUUUUGUGGGAACUU